Messenger RNA from Malania oleifera, 2324 nucleotides. Its product is annotated as T-complex protein 1 subunit eta. The transcript is spliced from 14 exons. Gene Ontology annotation, biological process: protein folding. Gene Ontology annotation, molecular function: ATP-dependent protein folding chaperone; ATP hydrolysis activity; ATP binding. The coding region runs from base 204 to 1895 and encodes 563 amino acids. The record is from RefSeq and is a predicted model, not a curated record. NCBI's taxonomy places the organism in Eukaryota, Viridiplantae, Streptophyta, Magnoliopsida, Santalales, Ximeniaceae. Gene Ontology annotation, cellular component: chaperonin-containing T-complex.
UCAAAACUCCACGCUGCCACUCCAAGCCGCCAGAACUAUCGAAAACCCACAAACGCAAAACUCGAAUAUACGGAGACGCGCACUGUGAAAGAAACCCUAGCCCCCCCGACCACUCUCUGCCCCACCGCCGGCUUCUCAAUCGCCGGGUUCUGACUACACGCAAAAACCCUUUCUCUCACUCUCUAACAAACCUUCAAUUCUCAAUGGCAGCCAUGCUGCAACCUCAGAUCAUACUGCUGAAGGAAGGGACGGACACGUCCCAGGGGAAGCCGCAGCUGGUGAGCAACAUCAAUGCGUGCACGGUGGUGGCGGAUGCCGUCCGGACCACGCUGGGGCCGAGGGGAAUGGACAAGUUGAUUCACGACGAUAAAGGCAACACUACCAUUUCCAACGAUGGCGCCACUAUCAUGAAGCUUCUGGACAUUGUGCACCCUGCCGCCAAGAUCCUCGUUGACAUUGCCAAGUCCCAGGACUCCGAGGUUGGUGAUGGAACCACUACUGUAGUUUUGCUUGCAGCUGAGUUUUUAAAGGAGGCCAAGCCCUUCAUUGAGGAUGGGGUCCACUCUCAAAAUCUUAUACGAAGUUAUAGAACUGCAUCCAAUUUGGCAAUUGAGAAGGUAAAAGAAUUAGCUGUUAGUAUAGAAGGGAAAAGUCUCGAAGAGAAGAAAAGUUUGUUGGCUAAAUGUGCUGCUACAACACUCUCCUCAAAGCUUAUUGGAGGGGAAAAGGAGUUCUUUGCAUCAAUGGUUGUGGAUGCUGUCAUUGCAAUAGGGAAUGGUGACAGGCUAAAUUUGAUUGGAAUAAAGAAGGUUCCUGGAGGCACCAUGCGGGAUUCCUUUCUCGUAAAUGGUGUUGCCUUCAAGAAGACAUUUUCAUAUGCAGGUUUUGAGCAGCAACCAAAGAAAUUUCUCAAUCCUAAGAUACUGCUACUAAAUGUAGAAUUGGAGCUAAAAUCAGAAAAGGAAAAUGCUGAGAUAAGACUUUCAGAUCCCAUACAGUAUCAGUCAAUUGUUGAUGCAGAAUGGAAUAUUAUUUAUGACAAGUUGGAUAAAUGUGUGCAAAGUGGGGCCAAAAUUGUUCUUUCACGGUUGGCUAUUGGUGAUCUAGCCACACAGUAUUUUGCAGAUCGAGAUAUUUUUUGUGCUGGUCGUGUAGCUGAAGAGGAUUUACAGCGGGUGGCUGCUGCGACUGGUGGAAUGGUGCAAACAUCUGUGAAUAACAUUAUUGAUGAGGUUCUUGGGUCUUGUGAAAUUUUUGAAGAAAAGCAGGUUGGAAAUGAACGGUUUAAUAUAUUCAGUGGAUGCCCAUCUGGUCAUACUGCUACUAUUGUUCUUCGUGGUGGAGCUGAUCAGUUCAUUGAGGAAGCUGAGCGGAGUUUACAUGAUGCAAUUAUGAUUGUUAGAAGGGCAUUAAAGAAUUCUACCGUUGUUGCUGGUGGUGGUGCUAUAGAUAUGGAAAUAAGCCGAUACUUGAGGCAGCACGCACGUACAAUUGCUGGAAAAUCUCAGCUGUUUAUAAAUUCAUAUGCAAAAGCUCUUGAGGUUAUCCCACGUCAACUGUGUGAUAAUGCUGGAUUCGACGCAACUGAUGUGCUCAACAAAUUAAGACAGAAACAUGCACUGCCAUCUGGUGAGGGUGCACUCUAUGGAGUGGAUAUCAACACUGGCGGUAUUGCUGAUUCCUUCGCCAACUUUGUCUGGGAGCCAGCAGUUGUGAAGAUUAAUGCUAUAAAUGCUGCUACUGAGGCAGCUUGCCUCAUUUUAAGUGUAGAUGAGACAGUCAAAAACCCUAAGUCGGAGAGUGCACAGGGCGAAGCAGCUGCAAGUGCUAUGGCUGGUAGGGGUCGGGGUGGAGCUGCUUUCCGUGGUCGAGGACGAGGGAUGCGGAGGCGAUGAGCCUGUCAGAUUUAUGAAUCUAGGAAAGCUUUAUUGGAAUCAGCACAUUUGUCAAGGUUGGGUUUUCACAAUGCCAUUCUUAUUUCAGUUUGCAACAUGUUCGAGUUGUGCUUCUGUUUGAUUCUAUCCUACCUCGUGAGCUCCUUUAUCAACAUGUGAAUCUCGAGUGACUUUUUGACAGUUUCCAACUGAAGUUGAUAGGUGGCUCUCUGUAGUCGAGAUGUUCCGUUUUUAGUUGGCAAUAGUUGGGGUAAUGUUUUUUGUAGUUUAGAGUCUCAUUGGAGAAUAAAAGUUCUGAUGAGAUGAAGUCCACUUUGAUCCGUCUUUCUUCUCUUUUCUUUUACCUGGCUUUUCUAUAAUUUCGGCGAUGGACAUUACGUUGAAAAACGAUGCAUGCAUAGAAUGUUAUGGCAGUUUUGAUAUUUUUUU